Scleropages formosus (Asian bonytongue) is the source of this 5229-nucleotide messenger RNA. It is a transcript of the gene nyx, whose product is annotated as nyctalopin. Gene Ontology annotation, cellular component: plasma membrane. Lineage: Eukaryota; Metazoa; Chordata; Actinopteri; Osteoglossiformes; Osteoglossidae. Gene Ontology annotation, molecular function: protein binding. The transcript is spliced from 5 exons. The coding region runs from base 1854 to 3290 and encodes 478 amino acids. The record is from RefSeq and is a predicted model, not a curated record.
CCUCUCCUCUUCCCUCCUUGGUUUGGUUGAAUUUUUUUUUUUUCCCCCUUUAUUUUUUUUGUUCCAGUGAAUGUCUGGCACACAGCAAUCUUAAAACAUGUGGUUAUUUUCUUGUUGCAUUUGCAUAUUUGGUGUGCCUCUGGUGUUUGACCUUUGGAAGCAUUUGGCAAGUUUUGGCUAUAGCAAUAAGUCUUGCACCGACAAGAUGGACAGACACAAGGAUUGAUUCUCAUUUAAGAUUUUUUUUUUUUUUUUUUUUUUUUUGAGGGGAAAUACUGAAGCUCUGAAAGUUAAAUGCCAGUAAAGGCAACACCAGGGCUCCUUAGAUUUAGUAUUUGCUUUAUGUACUAGUUUAGAUGCUCUGCACUGCAUGAGAGAACUCAGCUGUGCGUUAUUGUAUGAUUUUACCCAAAUAAAAGUUUGAAAUGCAAAACCCGUACAAAUGGUUUGUAGUCUUUCCUGUGUUAACUGCAGAAAUGGCAGCAGCUGCGUCUAGUUGUGUCCUCAGGAAACUGAUGUAAAUGCCUCCUCUAUAAAAACCCUGUUAAAACAACUGAAAAGUUCAGGAUAUCCAUAGCUUUCUGGAACAUUUCUGUAACUCAUUAUAGACUCAGGAAUGAAAUUAAGAGCUGCUUAUGCCCUUUGUGGUGCUCUGUCCUACAGAGAAAGGGUGGUUUUAUCUGUGGGAACAUCCUGGCUGAAUUGGACUGACUUGAGGAACAGUCUGGAGCUCUAAGUGUCCCAAACAUCUGGGGACUUGAGGGUGAUGCCUGCAGUCUUAACUCCUCCUGGGGAUCCACAAGUGUUCCAGGCAAGACUUGAAUUAGUUCUCAGCAUGACCAGGGUCUUCCUGUGAAGCACUUCAGCUGGAUGCCCAAACCACACCAUAAAUGGGUUGUUCCUGACUUGGAGGGGCAGCGAUUCUACUCCAAAGGAUCACUGGGUUCCCUCUCCGGGGCAGCACGAGGGGCUCCACAAUUUGGGAGAGCUUCGGAGUAGAGCUGCUGCUCCUCCAGAUCGAGUAGUCAGGUAAGGCUCCUGUUUUAGCUGUAACUGGGCAGAUCCCAAGGGAAGGAAACCCUGGGACAGACCCAGGACACACUGGAGAGAUUAUAUCUGUCGAAUGGCUGAGGAUCGAUCUUCCAGGAAGGGCUGCACGCUGUUGCUGUAGGAAGGAAUGUUUGAGGCUCCCUGCUCUGCCACCAAGUCUCACUUGGAGAUGAGCAGAAGGAUCUGACUGUCAUCAUCAACCCAAACUUGCUCUAGCUUCAGCCAGAAGAAACAAACCAGACCAUCUGGUGUCGUCAGUGCACGGCUUUCAUUCAUUCAUGUUGGUGUUUGAUUUGGUUGUAAGUUAUACCGACCAGGGAUGCUUGUCAAAAUCAUACGUCUGAUCGAUUCUAAAUGUGUUGUGGAUCUUUCACUGCAACUCCACAUCAUUGCUGCAGCAAUGGGCAAUACUUUCUCCAGGGCGUGAGUAGGUGUGCUGGUGGAUGGAAGGCCGAACAUCACGCUUCGGAGUAAGGAGAUUAGCCCCUGACAGUCUGAGCCCCACAGGCAGCCUUCUCUUGGGCGAAUGUCGCUGGCUUUGAUCUGGGAGUGCUGCUUUUACUCCUCUCUAAUCCCACCACUGAUCUGGAUGAUUUUUUUCAGCCAUUAAGUGAUGGAUUUCUAGGGGAGGUGGGGGGAGGGUGAAUUAUAUAUACGCACACGUAACAGCCUGUGCAGGAGAUGGGAAGUCUAAUGCAUUCGAACGAACCCUUUGGAGCAAGCAAUGUGCAUCUCCUGCGAGGACAGACCCCAUAGGUUCUACACACAUUCCGUCCUGACAUGUCAAGGGUGAACAAGACCUGAUGUUUUUCAGCGUUCUGCAAACGUCUUUCCUUCUGCUGUCCCCUGUCCUGGCCCUGUGGGGUUGCACCCGGUCCUGCCCAGCCAGCUGCACCUGCACCCCGGAGGGCGGCUGCACCGUGCUGUGUGACCGUGCCGGUUUGCCCGAGCUGCCGAAGGAGUUCCCCUGCGAGGCCACCUCCAUCAACCUGGACAAGAACAGCCUCAAAUUCCUUUCGGAAAGGGCUUUUGGAACUCUGCCCUCGCUGCGCUACCUAUCGCUUGACCACAACAACAUCUCCUUCAUCACACCUGGGGCCUUCAAGGGGCUUCCUAACCUGCUGGAGCUCAAGCUGGCGCACAACGAGUUUAUACGCUACCUGCACACCCGCACGUUCACGGCGCUUAAGAAGCUAAUACGCCUCGAUCUGGCCGACUGCAACCUCUUCAGCAUGCCUGACCGCAUCUUCCUGGAGCAGACGGCCCUGCAGGAGCUGCUCUGCUACCAGAACAACUUCCGACGCGUCCCUGGGGCGAUCAGGGGCAUGGAGAACCUCACCCACAUCUACCUGGAGCGCAACAAGAUCGAGGCCGUGGCCUACAACUCCCUACUGGGCCUGAGCAAACUCAGAUACCUGAAUUUACAGGACAACCGCAUCAGUGUCAUCCAUGACCAAGCCUUCCAGGACCUCCAGAACCUGGAGAACUUCUAUCUCAACGACAAUCUGUUAGCUGAUCUUCCCCAGCACAUUUUCAAGGGGCUCUAUCGCCUGAAGAUGCUCAACUUGGGUAGCAACAUGCUCACCAACAUCUCCAAGACCUGGUUCAGCGACCUCGUCGAACUGGAGGUGCUCUACCUGGACCGCAAUCGUCUUUGCGUCAUUGAAGAGGGAGCCUUCGAAAACCUCACGAGCCUCAUUUCCCUCCACCUCAACAGCAACAACCUAACCAGCCUGCCCCUCUCCGUGUUCCAGCCGGUCUAUUUCCUGGGUCACCUCUACGUGUUCCGGAACCCCUGGGAGUGUGACUGUGGCCUGGAGUGGCUCAAGGAGUGGAUGGAGAGCUACAAGCUAGUGAGAGACAUCCCCUGUUCCUCCCCAUCGUCAGUAUCCGGUUUGGAUCUCAGCGAGGUGGUCUUUCACAGACUGGAUGGUGCCUGCGUGGACCCAGCAGAGCUGAACCUGACGACUUCCCCCCCGACACCAACCAAGCUGUGGCACUCCACCACAGAGAACAGGUUCAACAGUCUCAUUUCCAAGCUGCUGCAGCAAGAGCUGCGGGAGGAGGUGGUCAAUACGACUGAGAGCUUCCGGAACGGCAGCUUGCUGGACCAAGUGGACAGCCAGGUGUCCGCAGGAACCUGUUUCCAUGACAACCAGCUUGCACUGCUGCUGUUCCUCUGCGCCGCUAUGAGCGUCGUGGUGACAGGAUCUACACCCGAGGAGAGCAGCAUUUCCUGAAAGGAAGCUGGAUUUCCGUGCGAAUUGGUAACGAAGGAGAACACAGCUGGAUCGCUGGCGUAGAGCUCACAGGCAUAAUCCACGCGCGUUCCUGGAAGCCUGAUUAGAAAGUGUUUUCUCUGAACCGAUUCCAGCUGUUUCCUACCAGUAUGUUUUGGGGGAAGGGGGCGUUUCGCUGACAGCUCACCCUCUUCUCACACAGCAGUCCAUGUCGGAAAACAUGCAGCGUAAACAUGGACCCCGAGGACAGAACGUGGACUUUGUUUAUAGAAGUGAUUCUUGUGAGUUUCUCACCCAACGUGUGGUGCUUAUGCAUCUUGAGCUCUCCGUCACCCAACUUUGGAUUUCCUACCGCGGUCGUGCGCGUCACUUGCUAGCCGCUCCUGUUUUCGUGUCUCAAAUGCUGCAGUGACACAGAGGUUGUGCAGGAGAAACGUGUUUGUAACGGGUGAUGAAAGAAAGCAGCAGCUUUCAUCCUUCAUGGCCACAACCUCUGGAAGGAGUAAGAGAAAAAGGGCCUGGAAUGGGGGGGUGGGGUGGGUGAGUGAAGAGGACUAAGGAAUGAUCUCCAGAAACAAUGUUUGCUUUUUUCAUUUUCUUUUUUUUUUUUUCCUCUCCUCUGAUAAUUUUGAAAUGUCAGAAAAGCAUUUCAAAAGUUGAAGGUUCCAGGGCUGUGAUGAUCAUCAUGUUAUGGGUAGAGCUACACAUUAAUUGGAGUCGCUGUAUUGAUUAAAUCAAUGCAGCCCUGUCUGGAAUAGGCCGCAAUAAUGGGGGGAGGGACUCUUUCCAGUACCGAACUUUAGCCAUCUGUCUGUCGAUUCACAACUGAUCCAAGUCUUUGAAAGAAUUUCCAUGAGACUCUCGAACCCUGUGCAGUGAAGCUGAUGUAGUAAAAGUAGUGACAGCAGUACCUUUAGCGCAAAAUACAGGGAAAAGGAAGCAUCGCUAUUGAAAUGCUGGAAUACACGCAUCCCUUUGUUUGCGGAGGCCGAGACGAACGCGCUUUAGGAGCCGGGUUUCGGUCUCCUGCUGGUCCUCUUGGUGAAAGCGGGGGUGUAAAGUGCACCGUGUGGGGCUGGACUCCUGCUCGGCGCCAUGCGUCAAACAGCCUCGGGUGUGAAGGAUGACCUGCCGCGCUCUACCUGUCCACGUUUAUGGAGGAAAAAUUAUGAACUGCACUUGGAAAAUGUAAUCUUUUCAGCGUUGCAGUUUGAUGCAUCUCAGCGACGCCUGGAUCGUAUUUCACACGCAUGGUUUAGAGACUUGAUACUUUUAAGAUUUGUUGAGCAUGUGACCACCUUGGGUUUUGGGUCAUGUUGUCAUUAUUAUUGCAGUUGAUAGAAUUUAUUUAUUUAUUUAUUUAUUUUUUAAAUUCAACUGCUGUGAUGCUGACAGUGAGAAAGUCACACGGCAUAAUACAAAUGUGUUUAGACUUCUGUAUAACUUUUUUGUGGGAAAAACAUAUUACAAGCUGUCAAAUCCAGUCCUCCUUGAACAGAUGGACCCGCACACUGGCUUUUCUUUUAUUCAUUCAACUCAGUAAAUUUAGAUUUGCAAGCUUUUAAUAAAUGCAUUAAGCUCCUUAAAACAUAAGGCUUAUCUGUCCUCUUUAAGCGCUUGCCUAAGUUAAGCAAAUGGAAUAUGCUUAUCGCUGCGUUUUUCCGCCAUACAAACAUCUACAUGGACAGAGCUCGGCUGGAACACCAUACGAAAUGGCGCUCUCCCUAAUCCCACCUCUUACACAAUUGCAACGGGCCCCUUCGGCACGUAAUUAACUCCGCUUUUGUGUGUGUUUUUCCCCUCAACUCUGUAUAUCCUUCAUACCGCAGAAUCAGUAUGCAGUUUCAGUGCGUUAUAGUCCUUUCUUCUGACGAGGGAAACGUCGCCUCCUGCAUCACUCAUCUUCUCAUCCGUGGCGUGCAAAGACCUCCCUGAAACG